AUGUUUAUAAGCAAAUAUUUUUUCUUUCCCUUUCUUUUUUCUUUCUUUUUUUUUAAUAUUUUUUUUCUUCUUUUGCCCAUUCCUUCUUUUUUUAAUUUUACCAUUUUUAUAAACGACUCUUUCUUUCUUUCUUUCUUUCUUUCUUUCUUUUUUUCUUUCUUUUCAUGUAUUAUCUUUAGCCCAAAUAUUACACUUUUGCUUUCCCUUUUUCUUCUUUAUAUGACGAUGCUCCCCUCCUCCGUUUUUUCACUGUUGUUUUCUUUUUUCUCAUAUUUCCUUACAGUCAUCCCCCUCUCUCGCUUUUCCAUUACUUCUUCCUUUUUCUCUUCGAUACCUUUUUUUUUCCCCUUCCCAAUCUCAAUGUACUUUCUGAUAUCUUUCUACCCCCACCCCCAUUGUUCAUUUUCAUUCUUCUUCUUCUUCUUCUUCUUCUUCUUCUUCUUCUUUUUUUCUUUCUUUCUUUCUUUCCCUCCUUUUUUGCACUUCCCGCUUUUCCCCUCUAGCUCUGACCUCACUUCCAUCUCUCUUGCUUCCUAUAUUGCAAUGGCGUUUUCAGUUGCUACGAUUAAUAAAUCUAUUCCCACUCUCUCUCUCUCUCUCUCUCUCUUUCUCUCUCUCUUUCUCUCUCUCUCUCUAUCAUUGUUGAAACUUCCUGACGAGGGUGCCAAACGAUUACAAAAAUCCCCCUGGCUCUCUCACGACAUCUAUCUAUCUAUCUAUCUAUCUAUCUAUCUAUCUAUCUAUCUAUCUAUCUAUCUAUCUAUCUAA
Molecule: messenger RNA, 768 nt
Organism: Acanthosepion pharaonis
Lineage: Eukaryota; Metazoa; Mollusca; Cephalopoda; Sepiida; Sepiidae
Source: the annotation of a GenBank genome assembly